Molecule: messenger RNA, 747 nt
Organism: Cucurbitaria berberidis CBS 394.84
Lineage: Eukaryota; Fungi; Ascomycota; Dothideomycetes; Pleosporales; Cucurbitariaceae
Exons: 2
Coding region: 1-747 (248 amino acids)
Molecular function (GO): protein binding
Source: RefSeq, a predicted model, not a curated record
AUGGCCAAAAUCCAACCCGACUCGGGGACCUUCAACGAUAUAACCGACAAGGUCCUUACCGCACCCAAGAAGCUCGCCCUGAACGAUGCAACUGCAGACUUUGCAGUCAUAUGCGAGAGUCGAUGUUACAUGGUACAUAGGAGAGUUCUUGAAAAAGAAUCUCCAUACUUCGAGGGGAUGUUCCGGUUCAACGGCGUAGAGGUCGAUGACAAAAAAGUCAAGCUUAGUGAUGUGGACAUGUACUUGAUGAAGCACGUCCUAGAGUUCAUGUACAACAGUGAGUAUACACUGCCUAGUGGAACAGUUGUCCCGACAACCGGCUACUGCAACCACACUACUGCUGCUCUACGAGAUGGACCUCUGAGAGGCCCUGCGAUUUUCAAACGCAAGUGUAUAUGUAGCGGCAAGACCCUCUCUCCAUCGCAUCUCAUGAUGCACAUUUGUAUAUAUGCUAUAGCCGACUACCUGGGGAUGGCUGCUCUCAAGACUUAUGCUUAUCAAGGUGCAACAGACGUGCUACACGUCUACUGGGAUGACGAAGAGCUGGAACUGGCUGAUGCACUCGAAGAGGCAUUCACUAGCACACCGGAAGAUGAUCGUUGUAUUAGAGAUGUCUUGAUAAGCACUCUGAAGGAGCAUCCAGGACUGUGGGUGGAUGAGGGAAAUGUACAUGAGUGGCUCAACGACAACCCUAAGGAGCUGGAGGAGGUGGAAUCUGACUGGGUCGUCCCCUGGUUUAGCAGUUAA